This is a messenger RNA of Eremomyces bilateralis CBS 781.70, 637 nucleotides long. RefSeq lists its product as uncharacterized. The record is from RefSeq and is a predicted model, not a curated record. Lineage: Eukaryota; Fungi; Ascomycota; Dothideomycetes; Eremomycetales; Eremomycetaceae. The transcript has a single exon. The coding region runs from base 233 to 397 and encodes 54 amino acids.
AGACGGAGGAUGAGUUGUGAGGGGAGAGGGUGGAGGUCGGUUGCGUACCGUGCUUACUUACUGCACACACAGUGGGGAUUAGAUGGAAUGGCCGCAGUUGGCUAUCGGAGACCUACGCUACACUGCACUACGCUACGGCAACCUCCUCAUCGAACACUCUCCAAAGCUCUAAACAGCGAUAGCACAUAAUAUCGUGUUGCGCCACAUCAUCAUCGCACGUGGUAUCCCAACCAUGUCUGAUCGCCCUCCCGCGGUACUCCCCUCGCGCCGACCCGAAUGGAAUGACGCAUGCCUGACGCUCCCUGGGACGGCCAUCCACACUCCGGUCCAACCCAUUCUCGUCCACCGAAUCUUCGCAUCGUCGGGCUUCUCACGCACGACGAUCAUCGGCGUCUAAAUGUCUCCAUCUCCUCUACGGUAGUCUCUCCAUCUCUUCUGCAAGUCCCUAGAUCGCCUACCUACCCAGAGUUCCCAUCCAUCAAAUCUCGCCCCGCCCAUAAGGCUGGAGCCCGCGGCUGAGGGUUGAAUCGGCUGGUACGGAUAUCCAAAGUUCAGGGAAAUCUACUCAGGCACGAGGCGGUCAUUGGUAGGGAGAUGGGGGGAUGGUGCGGGUCAGUACGGACCCUAAACCGCUUCU